Messenger RNA from Eremomyces bilateralis CBS 781.70, 876 nucleotides. RefSeq lists its product as uncharacterized. Lineage: Eukaryota; Fungi; Ascomycota; Dothideomycetes; Eremomycetales; Eremomycetaceae. The record is from RefSeq and is a predicted model, not a curated record. The transcript has 2 exons. Bases 341 to 748 code for a protein of 135 amino acids.
CUUUGUAGAUUUUGAUUACUUGGUGCCUCAGGGCAGGAUUUGGGGCACUCAUAUUCCGUUUUCAGUAGGCUCAGGCUCAAUUGCGACGACUGUGUCGAGUGGAAUUGGAGAAUGGUGUUUUGAAAGUUCAUGCUGACGAGAGAUGACGUUAAUUCUCCCGCCCCACUUCCUGGCAGCGGUAAACAGGAACAUCGUGACUUCGCGAGGCCUCGGCCUACCAGACGAGCCAUCUUUCAAGCCUUGAAGCAUUUCUUGAAUGGAAUUGGAAGUUGAUACCCCCUGAAUUUAGUUCCCCAUCGAGUCUAUAUGCCAAUUGAUUUUCGAAGUCUUUGAUACAACCAUGAAGUCUCUCCUGCAGCUCCGAGCCAUACCGCCAGUCCUUGCCUCACCCCUCCCCCGCCAACCUGUCCCCCUUUAUAUCAAUGGUUUAUCUAGCGCUCAGAACUCUUUAAAUAUAUUAAGGCCUUUGACCACGUCCUCACCAAAUCGUUCUUCCGCUCCCUCCCCAGCCGAAUCCCAGGCGUUGACCGCUCACCAUCCGCGAUGGCUCUCCGCGCUCAAGGAACGGAUAGGAACGUGCAUCUGCUUCGGCAUGAACACGGCGCAGGUAGGCGAGGCAUCCGAGAUACUAAAAGAGCUGAGUCGGGAUUGGCGGGAACUGGUGGCUGGGAGUGAAGGGUAUUUGACGGCGGAGGAUCGGAGAGGGCUGUGGAGGCAUCGGGUGGUGUGGGGAGAGAUGGUAUGUUGAGAUUCCGAUUGAUGGAGUUGGUUCAAGCCGUGUUAAUGUUUGAUUAGGACAGUAUGGCCAUGUGAACAACGUGAUGUAUACCAGGUAUGCCGAAUCCGCCCGAAUAGAAUGGGCGCAGAAGAUCGCAA